CAUUUUAGUUCAGCUAUGAUAUAUUUGUGGAUAUUGUUGGUGUUACACCAAUUGAUAAUUGCGGAAAAUAGAAUAGUACCUGAUGAAUAUGAACCGAUAACUCCGAUGCGCGUACGAGAUGAUCUUAAAGCACAAACUACGCCCAAAAGAAAUCUUUUACCUAUAGAUGAUGACUCGGGUGAGGAAAAUGAGGUUGUCGAGGAAAAUGAACAAAAAAUAGAAAACAACCAUACUCCCUGCACAGUUGUGGUGGUAUCGAAUAUCCAGGCCCCAAAUAUGCAUACGCUCAUGAGAAAAUAUAGAUACGACAAAAACGGGGUGCUCAUUCCAAGCAGCGUAAAAUAUUACAUGAAAAGAUUAGAAGCCAACUCUCCUAGCUACGUGGCCUUGAGCGACCAAGCGUUUUCACCUCAAGGAGGUUUCAUUAGGUACUUUAAAGAAGUUCCACCGAUACCAAGAAUAUGGUGAUUGUUUCACACGUGAAUAAAAAAGUAACUGUAUCUUGUUACGGACGUAAAACAAAUUAAAAAUGAUUAAAACUAAUGAGAAUGUCCGGUUUU
This is a messenger RNA of Aricia agestis (brown argus), 560 nucleotides long. RefSeq lists its product as uncharacterized. Lineage: Eukaryota; Metazoa; Arthropoda; Insecta; Lepidoptera; Lycaenidae. The record is from RefSeq and is a predicted model, not a curated record. Bases 16 to 468 code for a protein of 150 amino acids. The transcript is spliced from 5 exons.